Molecule: messenger RNA, 1931 nt
Organism: Chlamydomonas reinhardtii
Lineage: Eukaryota; Viridiplantae; Chlorophyta; Chlorophyceae; Chlamydomonadales; Chlamydomonadaceae
Exons: 5
Coding region: 60-1217 (385 amino acids)
Biological process (GO): brassinosteroid biosynthetic process
Molecular function (GO): oxidoreductase activity, acting on the CH-CH group of donors
Source: RefSeq, a predicted model, not a curated record
GUAUCUGCCACCCCCUGAACUUCCUCACGUUGGCCUAGUUUGCGCACUGGGCUAGCACAAUGGACUUCCCACAUUGUGCCAUAAACGACUUACCUGGGCUCCUAUGGAGCAACGUGGCACUGCUUUCGAUUACGGGCAUCAUCGUUGUGUCUUCGUUCCUCAGCCAGCUCAAGGACGCUGCCCCUUACGGGCGACAUGCCACGCCGGAGAAGGAGAAGCAAUGGGGACCUCCCAUUCCACAACGCGUGGCCCACUUCCUGAGUGACGCCCUCCCCGGCGUGCCCUUCUGCCUGGCCGUGUACCUGAUCUACGCGGGCUCGCUGCCCGCAGGCGAGCCCUUCAGCGAGGUCCGCGGUGUGAACCUGGUGAUGUUGUGCGGAUGGCUGCUGCACUACCUCUACCGCGGCUUCAUCACGCCCUUCAUCAUGCCCUACAGCAGUCGAACGGUGGCGCUGGGCAUCCCGCUCGCAGGCAUCGUGCCCAACUGCAUAUUCGGAUACCUCGUCGCCACGCAGCUGGCGUGCACCCGGUACCCGUCGGACUGGGCCGGCCGCCCCCGCUACAUCAUCGGAGUUGUGCUGUACGCCCUCGGUACGGCAAUCAAUCGCUGGGCUGAUCUGAAACUGCGGGCGGGGCGGUUGGAGAUGCUGCGUCGCCGCCAGGCGGCGGCGGCGACGGCGGCUGGCAGUGGCGGCGGGGCGGAUGCCGCCGCCGGGGCGGCGGCAGAGCGUGGCUCCAAGGCAGUGGCUGCGGUUGCCGGGGCUGGCAUUGGCGCUGCAGGAGGUGGUGGUGGCGAGGGCUCGGCGGCGGGUGGCAUGCGGGAGAGCUUGCUGGAAUUUUCGAGGGACGGCGGCGGCGCGGCCGGAGGCGUUGGCGCGCCGGCGGGCGCGAGCUCGUCGCCGGCUAGCUUGAGCGUGAGCAUCAAGGAUGGCGGCGCAGGAGCGGGCGGCGGCGGUGGCACCGUCGGCGAUGUACGGGAGCGGUACUUCAUACCGCAGGGGGGCUUGUACGAUUACAUCGCCUGCCCCAACUACCUCGGCGAGCUGAUUGAGUGGGCGGGCUUCGCCGUGGGCACUUGGUCAUGGCCGGCGUUGUCGUGGCUGCUGUUCUGCACAUCCACCUUCGUGCCGCGGGCCCUGACACACCUGCGCUGGUACCGCGACACCUUCCCCGAGUACCCGCGCUCCAGGAAAGCCCUCAUCCCCUUCGUACUGUAGGUGGUAGGUGUUGCGUAAGGCCGGGCAGUCGUGCUGCUGUAGGUGUUGCGAUGCAAGGUGUGCUGUGAGGAGCAGAUAGAUGGAUUGGCUGGGGAGACCAUGCGUGCCCUGUGCUGUCGUGUGUGCUGCAUUGUGGCAGAGUGGGUGGGUUGGCGGCGGUGGCGGCUGGCAGGGCCGCAGCAUGUAUGGGUGCUGCGGGGGUGCUGCUCGGGUGCUGCAGGAGUGCGGGGGAGUGCGGGUUGUGGCUGCUGCAUGGGGGCGCGCUGCAUUCAUUCGAGCUGAAGGCGAGGCUGGAACCCAUGGAACAAUUGCGCCAGUUACACGCAAGGGAAGUGUGUACAAUGGAAUUACGUACGUGUUUGGAUGGGUUGUGGCGGUUGUGUUGAUUACUCAAAUGCAGUGACUUCCAGAUGUGGCGAGGGGCUGCCACCAGGAGAAAGGGUUGAUUGGGGAACUUGGCAUUUGUUUGGAUGCGGUCGGCGGCGUGGCAAGGUUCCAAGCUCAGCAUUGGGGUGGGUCAAACUGCGGUGGAAAAGGCCGCGUGUGUUCGUCGGGCGCCUGAAGGUAGCGCGUGCGUGAUUGCGGGGCGAGAGCCGGCUGAGAGGUCAUGCAAGCAGUUCACCGCUUUCUUGGAACGUGACACCCACGCUGACACAAGCCCAGGUCCUUCUCGAGAUGUGAACGCAAUUUCCUCUGCGCCAUUUACUUCAUGAA